GAGCUGGAAAAGGGUUGAGAUCUCAGUCGCAAAGCCUCAGAGUUCAGAGAGAGAGACUGUGUUCAGAACAGGGGUAGACUGAGACAUGGGCCAGGGGUGGCUGUGCGUUGUCAUGGUGACGGUGCUGGUACCAUGCGUGUCAGGAGUCAGAGGGGGCCGUGGGCGCAGGCCGCCGAAGGAGGACCCCCUGGACAAAAUCACCCCUGUGAAGGACCUCAACCUGGCACAGCUGAGUGGAAAAUGGUUCCUCAUAAGUGUUGCAUCAAGGUGCCAGUACCUCAGAGACAACAAUUUCCGGGUCGAGAGCACCACAGUGACCCUAACUGCCCCCGCCUACCCCUCCUCCCCUCUGACUGUCAGCACUCUCAGGAAGCUGAAUCUGCAGUGCUGGGACAUCAGGCAGCAAUACCGGCCCACUCGCACCAGCGGACGCUUCCUGCUGAGAGGUAACAGACCAGCGAACGACAUCCACAUUGUCGUGGGAGAGACGGACUACAUCUCCUACGUCAUCCUCUACUACCAGAAGCAGAGGAAUAUCUCCAUGAAGCUAUACGGGAGGGCUGAAAAGCUCCCGGACGACAUCCUGGACAAGUUCGAGCAGCUUGCGGAGAAGCAGGGCUUCAGCAUCGACUUUGUGUUCCCCUUUCCCAAAUACGGUUUCUGUUUGUCUGCGGACGAAAAGCACACGCUGAACAUGUAACCGGGUGAGUUGUGGGAUAUUUUCCGUGGCGAGAGGACGGCUAUGACGAUGCAGCUGCACGUCUGGGUCGCAUGAGCCAGGGCAGCAGUUCUGUCGGACCGGUCCGGUGUGUCCGGUGUGUUCGGACCUCCCUGACCUACGCCUGCUGUUAUCUGAGUGUUUCCUAAUAAAGCACAGAUAGCCCACUG
Molecule: messenger RNA, 888 nt
Organism: Megalops cyprinoides (Indo-Pacific tarpon)
Lineage: Eukaryota; Metazoa; Chordata; Actinopteri; Elopiformes; Megalopidae
Gene: c8g
Product: complement component 8, gamma polypeptide
Exons: 7
Coding region: 86-700 (204 amino acids)
Biological process (GO): complement activation
Cellular component (GO): membrane attack complex
Source: RefSeq, a predicted model, not a curated record